GAAAGCUUGCGCCUCGAUGCCUCUCUCUCAGAAGGUGACCAUUCGCUAUGGCCCAUAUGAGUCGUGCGGGGUGGUGGACUACAGGACCUCGCGGCUGAUCGGACUUAAGACAAUGUUAGAAGCUAAUGGUCACUCCUGGAUUGAAGAACAAUCUCCUGACUGGAAUAUUGUGGAACUUGUUGUGAAUGGAGAAAUUGUCUUCACGUGUAACAUAACAGACCUGGAUUUUGGCAGUGUCCUCUGGUCUUAGACCCCCGCCUCCCCCACCACCACCAUAUGAAACAUCCUCUCCACGGGGGGACUUCCGGGUCAUCAAGGGAAUGGCGGCGUAAGGAAAAGGUCUCUCGACAAAAAAGGUAAACUGCCCCAAAAUCGAAUUUAGACAAAUACUUAAUAUUGCAUAACUAUAUUAAUAAAAGGGGCAAGGAUGAUGUCUAAGAACAAGAAUAAAAAGUCCGCUUCGAAGGCUGAUAAACAUAAAGAGAUGCAGCAAGGCGACGGGCCUAGCUCUCCCACGGCAAGCCAGGACGGAGAUAAUGAGGGGGAAUCGGUGACUCUGUCUUUGAUUCUCGGAGAGAUUCGCGAGUUCCGACAAGAUAACAGCAAACAGCUGGAAGAUAUUAAAGGAGAAAUAGUAAAAACUAACUCGCGGAUAGAUGAAGCCGAAGCGAGGAUUGUUGGAAUUGAAGAGAAGCUACAAAAUGCAGAGGAGGUGAUAGCAGAAAUGCUGAAGCUACAAGACCAGCUCCAGUGGAAACUAAUAGAUCAAGGCGGCCGCUCGAGAAGGGAAAAUGUGAGGAUCUACGGAGUUCCCGAAGGAACCGAAGGUAAACCCGGAUUGAUGAUUCCCUUCGUGGAGAAGCUGCUUAGAGAGAACCUUGAUAUACCGGCCGCAAAAGACCCACAGAUAGAAAGGGCUCACCACGCGUUGGCACCACAGCCUCCGGCAGGCGCCCAGCCCAGAUCGAUUCUGAUCAGAUUUCUCAGUUACAGAACGAAGGAAGAGGUGCUUAAAAGAGCAUGGCAAAAGAAAGGUUUCAUGUGGAACAACUGCAAAAUCAGUUUAGACCACGACUACG
Molecule: messenger RNA, 1079 nt
Organism: Mobula hypostoma (lesser devil ray)
Lineage: Eukaryota; Metazoa; Chordata; Chondrichthyes; Myliobatiformes; Myliobatidae
Gene: c18h10orf53
Product: chromosome 18 C10orf53 homolog
Exons: 3
Coding region: 17-250 (77 amino acids)
Source: RefSeq, a predicted model, not a curated record